Messenger RNA from Puntigrus tetrazona (Sumatra barb), 2225 nucleotides. RefSeq names its product T-cell leukemia homeobox protein 3 (gene tlx3a). Lineage: Eukaryota; Metazoa; Chordata; Actinopteri; Cypriniformes; Cyprinidae. The record is from RefSeq and is a predicted model, not a curated record. Gene Ontology annotation, cellular component: nucleus. The transcript is spliced from 3 exons. Gene Ontology annotation, biological process: regulation of transcription by RNA polymerase II; animal organ development. The coding region runs from base 218 to 1051 and encodes 277 amino acids. Gene Ontology annotation, molecular function: RNA polymerase II cis-regulatory region sequence-specific DNA binding; DNA-binding transcription factor activity, RNA polymerase II-specific.
GAGUUUGGCAGGAGCCGCGGAGCGGAAACUCGACAGUUUGACGCGCGGCUCGGAGGUGGCGAGACCUGUCAGAGUUCAAACGAGGACUCGGAGAAACGGAGAACGUCACCCCGGAGACCAUGGACAAGAGUAAAACUAAGUUAAAGCGAUUUUUGCCGCGGUUAACGUGAUUUCUGUCUGUUUUAAUCCGCCGUGAACCGCCGCGCGCGCAGGAGUCAUGGAGCGCGCGGAGCCGAAACCGCCAUCUAAAUCGAAUCAGGAACCCAUACGGUUCGGGAUCGACCAGAUUCUGGGCUCUUUGGACCAGGAGAGCAGGGUCGGGCACGCUGUGGAUAUCAGCCGCUUGGGAAGCCCGUCCAGGGCCAGCGUCGCGCCUCAUGUCUCUCUGCCCGUCUCUCUGUCCGGAGUCGCGGGCGCGCUGGAGGACUCCGGGAGGGUGUACGGGGUGAGCGGCACUCUGGUGCCCAGUGGAGUGAUUCGGGUUCCGGCGCACAGACCUCUCGCUGGAGCGGUGCCGCCGGCUAUAGUGAGCUCCGCGCCGGCGCUGUGCUUCCCCUGGAUGGACAACAACCGCAGGUUCCCUAAAGACAGGCUGCCAGCUCUCAUUCCCUUCACCGUGACCCGGCGGAUCGGUCACCCGUAUCAGAACCGAACUCCCCCUAAACGGAAAAAGCCCCGCACGUCGUUCUCGCGCGUGCAGAUCUGCGAGCUGGAGAAGCGCUUUCACCGGCAGAAGUACCUGGCGUCCGCCGAGCGCGCGGCCCUCGCCAAGAGCCUGAAGAUGACCGACGCGCAGGUCAAGACCUGGUUCCAGAACCGGCGGACCAAGUGGAGAAGGCAAACAGCCGAGGAAAGAGAGGCGGGACGUCAGCAGGCCAAUCGGAUGCUGCUUCAGCUUCAGGCCGACGCCCUCCAGAAGUCCAUGAGCGAAUCGGUGUCGUCGGAUCCUCUGUGCGUGCAUAACUCCUCCCUCUACGCUCUCCAGAACCUCCAGCCUUGGGCCCAGGAGAGAGCGGGUAAAAUGGCCCCAACUAACACCGCACUGGCUUAAAAUCACCCCCAAGACGCUGGAAACAGGACAGCGAAGCUCAACCGCCCUGCACUUUCAGAACGGAAAGACUAAACCCGUCGCACCCGAACACGAAUCAGGCUUUUUGAACAGUGUCCUUUCCUCUAAAUCUCAAAGCAUCUAAGCACUUUUUGUGGGAACUGUAAUGACAUCGAAGAGCGAGUGAGUAGAUGCUGCCUCGAAAAAAACCCAGUGACUGUCAAUCAACCUGAAUCGCAGAUUUGUAUAUAUACGAACUGUUUAAAUUCUGUCUGUGAGAAAGUCUACAAGAUAUUGUACUUAUCGUAAUUAUUUUGUGCUCUUAUGGUGGCGACGCAUUACCGACUAAUGUUUGUCAGUGUUGACGUACUUUCAACCCGGAAAAGCAAUGGUGUGUAAAUACAGCAUAACACCGAGCAAUCCACAUUAUGCAUUGAAAAUUUUUUAUUGUUAAAUAGUUCAUACAACAUUCCAACAAGAGGAUAUUCAAGCUUCCCGUCUCCUCCAUCUGUCUGUCUGAUUGACCGUCUGCGUCUCCGUCUCCUCUUUUGCAACAUCACGGAAACGUAAUCGUCCCUCAGUCGACCCCCCCGUACUUUAAUACGCAGCUUUUACGUGACCCUCAGAGACACUGCGUUCGAGUAUUCAGGCUUACUUCGCAGAGUAUAAAAUAUACAACGUGUGUAAUAAAUCAAAUAUCAUAUAUUUUAAACUCAUCAUGCUUUACCGGCACAGUGAUUGUUCAAAAACACACCAGGACGUGAUCGGAAAUGAGCAGAAAAAGAAUGAAAAGAGCAUCGGUGUGGCGAUCGGAGCAUAUCGGGGUCUGCCAGGACUGUUUGUGAUCGGGAUAAACACAGGGUUCAACUUUCAACAGACUUUUAAACGUGAUGGCUUAUGUUUCCUGGCACUAAAGUAUUUGUUCGUGUGUGUGUGUGCGCAUAUGGGUCAAAAACAUCGAGAUGUCCACAUCAAAAGAUGGUUACCACAGAAAGCACAUUAAAUGUAAGUCAAGUGUCUACUUUUAAGGUUUCAAAUAAGUAUAUAAAACUCAUUUAAAAUGUCAAAAUUUGGUCGAAAUAAUGUUACAUUGUCAUUCAGUGUAACGCAGUAAUUUUGUUCAAGCAACGCGCUCAUUCUGACUUGUACAUAUUAAAAUAUAUAAAAGAAUAAGGAA